Molecule: messenger RNA, 2446 nt
Organism: Salvelinus namaycush (lake trout)
Lineage: Eukaryota; Metazoa; Chordata; Actinopteri; Salmoniformes; Salmonidae
Product: epidermal growth factor-like protein 7
Exons: 8
Coding region: 387-1319 (310 amino acids)
Biological process (GO): anatomical structure development
Cellular component (GO): extracellular region; cell surface
Molecular function (GO): signaling receptor binding; calcium ion binding
Source: RefSeq, a predicted model, not a curated record
UCGGUUCACGGGAGCAUCUAGAAAUUAACCGUUGAGGUUUUGUUCUAAUAAAAAACCGUGGGUACGAGUUUAAAAGAAAUUGUGUAACGAUGGAAGAUUAUUCUAAACUGCCUGCCAAGUGGUCGGGGUUGGUUCCUAUGGCAGCCUCCAUUCAUCGCGCGCGCAGAGACGCACAACCACAUGAACUCAUACUGAGGGGUAGCUGGCAUCAUCCUCCUGGAGGUCAACACAAGGAGCCGUAACAGCAGAGAGAGAGGAAGCCCUGCCACAGCCAUUCUCCCCUCCUACUCCCCCUCAUCCUCCCUUCUUCUGCCAUCAGACUGACAGAGAGAGAGAGAGAGAGUGAGGAAAAGAGUGAGGGAAGGUGGGGAAAAAAAGAGGGAGACAUGUACCAAACACUCCUCCUCUCUUCCUCUCUCUUCCUCCUCCAUGUCACAGCCACUCCACAGUUCCACGGUCAUCACGGGAGGAGGGUGUGUGGCAGAGACGUCCGUCACAGCAGUGUAGUCACGACGACAGAGUCGUUCGUCCAGCCCGUUCACAAGCCCUACAUCACCCUGUGUCAGGGGCACCGCUUCUGCAGCACCUACAAGACAGUGUACAGGGUGGCCUACCGUCAGGUGACCAGAGCGCCGCCACUCUCACACUCUUAUCCAGAAUGCUGCCCGGGCUGGCGACAACUCCACUCACACAACUGUAACCAAGCGGUGUGUGUCCAGUCCUGUGUGAACGGAGGAACGUGUUUAAGACCCAACCACUGUGCCUGUCCUCUGGGCUGGAUAGGACGACACUGCCAAACAGAUGUGGAUGAGUGCAGCGAGCAGCAGUCCUGUUCUCAUAAGUGUGUGAACAUGGCAGGCAGCUACCGGUGUGUUUGUAGAGAGGGCUACAGGCUGGCAAGAGACAGACACUCCUGUGAGAGCCUUCCUCCUCCUCCUACACCUCCUGCCCCGCCCGCCUCUCCCACCAGCCCCGGCCAGGCAGCAGCAAACGAUUACAGACCCCCCUCCAGUGAUACAGGUGGAAGGGUCACAGAGGAGGUACAGAGCCUGAAGAACAGAGUAGAGCUGCUAGAGCAGAAGCUCCAGUUGGUCCUAGCCCCCUUCACCAGUCUGUUCCCCAUGUCGCUGGACGAGGGCGUGUCUGAGAAGACCAGCUUCUUGUUUCACUCCUUCCAGCAGCUGGACCGCAUCGACUCGCUCAGCGAACAAAUCGGCUUCCUCGAAGAACGCCUCGGUACCUGUGAGUGGAUGAACACACAGUUAAAAAUGUAUUUUCGUUGUACUCCCCUUGUUGGACAGGACAAAUUGGCCAUAUAGAGGCUUGAAGUGGAUGUGAAAUGAUUUGUUUGACUAUAGAUAGUAACACCCCACUGGUUAAAUCAAUGUUGUUCCAACGUCUUUUCAAUGAAAUUACGUUGAACCAAAGUGGAAUAGACAUUGAAUUGGCAUAUGUGCCCAGUGGGACUGAUUUUUCCACUUUUCUGUCCUCACUACAGGUUCCUGCCAGGAAAAUUAGACACAGAACAUGACUGGGUGAAAACCAACCAGACAUGUCCACAGUCUGAAUCUACAACACAAUAACAAUAGGAAUGGAAUGAUUGCCUCAGCCCAGGGAUAUGGUAGGAGGAAGAAAGUCAGCAGAACAUAGGCCUACUCAACGUUUGUGCAUUCAUGUUCCUGUACCAGCCCAAAGACUUGCUCUUGAGAACCCAAGGCAUUAACAAGGCAUUCUGCCUUAUCUCAAGGGUUCUCAGCUAUAAACACUAAUUACCGGUAGCACCAUGUGAACUACAAUCCCAACGCUGUUUUAACAUUUAGAAACGUCAAUAAUCAUCGCUUCCGCUAUGGUUUCUGAAACAUAGAAAACGUAUCUUUCAUAUCAGCGGGAAUGAAUCGUUCAAAUAAAAAAGAUACUUACUGAAACAGGUUUGCCCAGAUCCUUACGUCUGUGUGCCUCCAGCCGUCAAACUACACUUCCUCCCCAGUUACGCUUACACACAGGUGUUCGAACCCACUCUAGAUAGCUAAAUAGCACAGGUGGUCACCUCUGUCUUUCGUCUGUCUUCUAUAAACACUCACUGUAACAUGGAGAUAUGGCCAUGUGGGAACACUAACCCUAACCAUAUAAAAGGUGUGUAGUAAUUUAACCUUUUGUUUUUUUACAAUGAUUUCUCGCUGAUAUGAAAGAUACGUUCCUUAUGUUUCCAAAACCGUACCAGAAGCGAUGCGCGUUAACGUUCAGAACGAGCGUCGGGGCUCUUAACAAACUCCCCUGGCCAGAAGAUACCGCCAUGAAUAGACGCUAAAGGUAGUUUGUGUAUAUGUUUCAGGGUUCCUUGAGCGGCACUGCAUCGCAGUGCUAGAGGCAUCACUACAGACCCGGGUUCGAUCCCGGGCUGUACCACAACCGGCCGUGAUCAGGAGUCCUAUAGGGCGGCGCACAA